Arvicanthis niloticus (Nile rat) is the source of this 10478-nucleotide messenger RNA. RefSeq names its product microtubule associated protein 1A (gene Map1a). Gene Ontology annotation, biological process: axonogenesis; dendrite development; microtubule cytoskeleton organization. NCBI's taxonomy places the organism in Eukaryota, Metazoa, Chordata, Mammalia, Rodentia, Muridae. The record is from RefSeq and is a predicted model, not a curated record. Gene Ontology annotation, molecular function: actin binding; microtubule binding. Gene Ontology annotation, cellular component: cytosol; synapse; neuronal cell body.
AUGGCGACCGAGGCCGGGACCGCGCGGCCUGGCAGCGUUGCCAUGGAGACAAGUAGGGAGCUAGGGCUCCAGAGCCUCGGUGCAACGCCGGCUCAGAACCCUACGGAGCCUCUUUGCGAGGCCGGUGCUGCGGCAGGGGCAGCGCGCUGGGACCUGCAGAAAUACUCCUUGCUCAUCGUGAUCGGCGAUAUCGGUACAGAGAGUCAGCUGAGGGCCGUACGGGCCCACCUUGAACAAGGGAUUCUCUCAUGGAACAUUGACUUAUCAUCCUUUGACUUGAACCAACAGUUGAGACUCUUCAUUACCCGGCACCUAGCUCACUUCUCCUCAGAGGUCAAAGGCCAGAGGACCCUCUGCCACCAGAGUGAAAUCCUCGAGACCAUCGUCCUAGUCAACCCCAGCUCAGACAGUGUCAGCUCAGAGGUUCAUCAUCUUCUUAGCAGCCCAUCAGCUCACAAACUCCUUAUCUUAAGUGGACAAACUUUAGAACCUGAGGGAGACCUUAUCCUACAGAGUGGUACCUACUCGUAUCAAAACUUUGUCCAGGUCCUUCACAAACCUGAGAUUGCCCAGUUGCUUAGCAAUAGAGACCCUGGGAUCCAGGCCUUCCUCACUGUUUCCUGCUUAGGGGAGGGUGACUGGAGCCACCUGGGACUGUCUAGUUCCCAAGAGACCUUGCACCUCCGGCUAAAUCCUGAGCCUGUGCUACCCACCAUGGAUGGUGUGGCCGAGUUCUCCGAGUAUGUCUCUGAGACUGUGGAUGUGCCGUCCCCCUUUGACCUGCUUGAACCCCCCACCUCAGGAGGCUUCCUCAAACUCUCCAAACCUUGCUGCUACAUCUUCCCUGGUGGCCGUGGGGACUCUGCUCUCUUUGCUGUCAAUGGCUUUAACAUCCUGGUGGACGGUGGUUCGGAUCGCAAGUCCUGCUUCUGGAAGCUGGUACGGCACCUGGACCGCAUCGACUCUGUGCUGCUCACACACAUUGGGGCUGACAAUCUGCCGGGCAUCAACGGGCUCCUCCAGCGCAAAGUGGCAGAGCUAGAGGAGGAGCAGUCCCAGGGCUCCAGCAGCUACAGCGACUGGGUGAAGAACCUCAUCUCCCCUGAGCUUGGAGUUGUGUUCUUCAAUGUACCUGAGAAGCUCCGGCUGCCCGAUGCCUCCCGCAAGGCCAAGCGUAGCAUUGAAGAGGCCUGCCUCACUCUUCAGCACCUAAACCGCCUAGGCAUCCAAGCCGAGCCUCUGUAUCGUGUGGUCAGUAACACCAUCGAGCCGCUGACCCUCUUCCACAAAAUGGGUGUAGGUAGGCUGGACAUGUAUGUCCUCAACCCUGUCAAGGACAGUAAAGAGAUGCAGUUUCUCAUGCAGAAGUGGGCAGGCAAUAGUAAAGCCAAGACAGGCAUUGUACUGGCCAAUGGGAAGGAAGCAGAGAUCUCUGUCCCCUACCUGACCUCCAUCACUGCUCUGGUGGUAUGGCUCCCAGCCAACCCUACUGAGAAGAUUGUGCGUGUGCUUUUCCCAGGAAAUGCUCCCCAGAACAAGAUCUUAGAGGGCUUGGAAAAGCUUCGGCACCUGGACUUCCUGCGCUACCCUGUGGCAACACAGAAGGACCUGGCUGCUGGGGCCGUGCCUGCCAACUUGAAACCCAGCAAAAUCAAACAUCGGGCUGACAGCAAGGAGAGCCUCAAGGCUGCUCCCAAGACAGCAGUGAGCAAGCUGGCCAAACGGGAGGAAGUGUUAGAAGAGGGAGCCAAGGAGGCCCGCUCAGAGCUGGCCAAGGAGUUAGCCAAGUCAGAAAAGAAAGCAAAAGAACCGUCCGAGAAGCCCCCUGAAAAACCCUCCAAGCCAGAGAGGGUGAGGACAGAGUCCAGUGAAGCACUGAAGGCUGAGAAGAGGAAGCUGAUCAAGGAUAAAGUAGGCAAGAAGCACCUGAAGGAGAAGAUUUCAAAGCUGGAGGAGAAAAGGGACAAGGAGAAAAAGGAGAUCAAGAAGGAAAGGAAGGAACUCAAGAAGGAGGAAGGAAGGAAGGAAGAGAAAAAGGAUGCCAAGAAGGAUGAAAAGAGGAAAGACACCAAACCCGAGGUAAAGAAAUUCUCUAAGCCAGACCUGAAGCCUUUUACCCCUGAGGUCCGGAAGACCCUCUACAAAGCCAAGGCCCCUGGAAGGAUCAAGGUGGACAAAGGCCGAGCCGCCCGUGGAGAAAAGGAGUUGUCUUCUGAGCCCCGGACACCCCCAGCCCAGAAGGGGGCUGCACCACCUCCAGCUGUCAGUGGGCACAGAGAGUUGGCCUUGUCCUCUCCAGAGGACCUCACACAGGACUUUGAGGAGUUGAAGCGUGAGGAGAGAGGUUUGCUGGCUGAACAAAGGGACACAGGACUGGGUGAGAAACCACUCCCUGCAGAUGCCACAGAGCAGGGACACCCAAGCACAUCCAUCCAGGCGACCCAACCCUCUGGCCCAGUGCUGGAGCAAGAACAUGUGGAAAGGGAGAAAGAGGUCAUCCCAGACUUUCCUGAGGAUAAAGGAAGCAAGGACAGAGGCCCAGACUCAGGUGCUGAGGUAGCGAAAGAGAAAGAAACCUGGGAGGAAAGGAAGCAAAGAGAGGCAGAGUUGACUGCAGAGAACACUGCUGCCAGGGAGGAGAGCGAACCUGAGGUAAAGGAGGAUGUUAUAGAAAAGGCUGAGUUAGAAGAAAUGGAGGAGGUUCACCCUUCAGAUGAGGAAGAGGAAGAGACAAAGGCUGAGAGUUUUUAUCAAAAACAUAUGCAGGAAGCCUUAAAGGUAAUCCCAAAGAGCAGAGAGGCUCUUGGCAGCCGGGAAUUGGGAUUCCAGGCUAAGGCACCUGAGAAGGAGGCGGCAUCAUUCCUAAGCAGCCUGGCCACACCUGCGGGAGCCACUGAGCAUGUCUCUUACAUCCAGGAUGAGACAAUCCCUGGCUACUCAGAGACUGAGCAGACUAUUUCAGAUGAAGAGAUCCAUGAUGAGCCAGAUGAACGCCCAGCCCCACCCAGAUUUCCUACAAGUACCUAUGACCUUUCUGGGCCUGAAGGUCCUGGCCCCUUUGAAGCCAGCCAGUCUGCAGAUAGUGCUGUUCCAGCCACCUCGAGCAAAACUUACGGGGCACCUGAGACUGAACUCACCUACCCUCCCAACAUGGUCGCUGCCCCUCUGGCUGAAGAGGAACAUGUGUCCUCAGCCACAUCAAUCACUGAGUGUGACAAACUCUCUUCCUUUGCCACAUCAGUGGCUGAGGACCAAUCUGUGGCUUCACUCACAGCUCCCCAGACGGAGGAGACAGGCAAGAGCUCCCUGUUGCUUGACACUGUCACAAGUAUCCCCUCUUCCCGCACUGAAGCCACUCAAGGCUUGGACUAUGUGCCAUCAGCUGGCACCAUCUCACCCACCUCUUCCCUGGAAGAAGACAAGGGCUUCAAGUCACCACCCUGUGAGGAUUUCUCUGUGACUGGGGAGUCGGAGAAGAAAGGAGAGGCUGUGGGGAGAGGCUUGACGGGGGAGAAGACUGUGGGAAAGGAAGAAAAAAACGUAAUGGCGACUGAGAAACUGUCCAGUCAGUAUGCUGCUGUGUUUGGUGCCCCUGGACAUGCCUUGCAUCCUGGGGAACCAGCCCUCGGAGAAGUGGAGGAACGGUGCCUCAGCCCAGAUGACAGCACGGUGAAAAUGGCGUCUCCUCCACCAUCUGGCCCACCUAGUGCUGCCCACACACCCUUUCAUCAGUCACCAGUAGAAGAAAAGUCUGAGCCUCAAGACUUUCAGGAAGAUUCCUGGGGAGACACAAAGCAUACUCCAGGUGUGAGCAAGGAAGAUGCUGACGAGCAGACAGUUAAGGCAGGGCCUGAGGAGGACAUAUCAGAAGAGGGGAAAGUACCUCUUUCCAGGAGCCCCCAAGCCCAGGACAUAGCUGUGAGCAUCGUUGGGGGUCAGACUGGCUGUACUAUUCAACUGUUGCCAGAACAAGACAAAGCAAUAGUGUUUGAGACUGGAGAGGCAGGUUCAGUUCUCAGAGCAGGAAACCUUUCCAGAGAAGUGAGGACAGCACUUGAAGAACCCACAGAACCUCAGAAAGAUGAAGUACUUCGGUUUACUGAUCAAAGCCUUUCCCCUGAAGAUGCAGAGUCCCUGUCUGUCCUCAGUGUGGUCUCUCCAGACACUGCCAAACAAGAAGCCACCCCCAGGUCUCCCUGUAGCCUGAAAGCGCAGCAGCUACACAAAGACCUUUGGCCAAUGGUGUCCCCAGAAGACACCCAGUCACUUUCUUUCUCAGAAGAGAGUCCUAGCAAGGAGACCUCUCUGGAUAUCUCUUCUAAGCAGCUCUCUCCAGAAAGCCUUGGCACCCUCCAGUUUGGAGAAUUAAGCCUAGGAAAGGAAGAAAAGAGGCCUCUGAUGAAGGUGGAGGACACCUCUUGCCACCUAGCUCCUGUGUCUAUUCCAGAGCCCCACACAUCCACAGUGUCACCGCUCACAGCUGAGGCUGCUGGAGAGGCAGAUCUCACAGAUGAGAGCCCUGCUGGAAAUUUAGCUGGCAGUUCUUUCUCUCACUCUGCCCUGCCAGGUGAUAGGAAACACUCACCUGGGGAGAUCACAGGCCCUGGUGGACACUUUAUGACCUCUGAUAGCUCCCUCACCAAGAGUCCUGAGUCUCUGUCAAGUCCCGCCAUGGAGGACCUUGCCAUAGAGUGGGAAGGUAAAGCUCCAGGGUUGAAAGACAGAACCACUGAGCAGAAGGAGAAAGAACUCGAGCUAAAGAGUGAAACCCCACAGCCGAAGGACCAGAUUCUGCCGGAGAAGGUCGCUGUUGUCGAGCAGGACUCGGUCAUGCAUCAGAAAGAUGAGGCUCUGGAUGAGGAGAGCAGGCCUGGAGGACAGCAGGGCAAGACUUCAGAACAGAGGGACAGAGGCUUGGACAAAAAAGACACGGCUGUAGAGCUGGACGAGGGCCCAGAACCCAAAGACAAAGACUUAGAUCAGGAGGACCAGGGCCCAGCAGAGAAGGACAAGGCCUCAGAACAAAGGGACACAGCCCCGCAACAGACUCAGACCACUGAAUCAAGAGACAGAGCACAAGAGCACAGAGAUUUAGAACAAAAGGACAAGCAUUUAGAGCUGAGAGAUAAGACUCCUGAAGAGAAAGAUAGAGUGUUGGUACAGGAAGACAGGGCUCCAGAGCACAGCAUCCCCGAGCCAACACAGACAGACAGAGCUCUAGAACACAGAAGAAAGGCUGAUGAUAAAGAACAGAAGGAUGAGGCCCCAGAAGAGAAAGAACAGGCUUUAGAACAAAAAGACUGGGCCCUAGGAAAGGAGGGUGUUGCCUUGGACCAAAACAACAGGUCUGCUGAACAUAAAGAUGGGGCCCUAAAAGAGGACAAAACUCAGGGGCAGAAGAGCUCUUUCCUGGAAGACAAAGCCACAACACCAAAACAGAUGGUCCUUGACCAAAAGUCUCCAGAAAAGGCCAAGGGUGUGGAGCAGCAGGAUGGAGCUGUCCUGGAGAAGACCAGAGCUUUGGGACUGGAAGAGAGCCCAGCAGAGGAGGGCAAGGCUCGAGAGCAGGAAGAGAAAUACUGGAAGGAGCAGGAUGUGGUCCAGGGAUGGCGAGAAACAUCUCCAACCAGAGGAGAGCCAGUGGGAGGCCAGAAAGAGCCUGUUCCAGCCUGGGAGGGCAAGUCUCCUGAGCAAGAAGUCAGGUAUUGGAGGGACAGAGACAUAACCCUACAGCAGGAUGCAUACUGGAGGGAGCUAAGCAGUGAGAGGAAGGUCUGGUUCCCCCAUGAGCUGGAUGGCCAAGGAGCCCGUCCACGGUACUCUGAGGAACGUGAAAGUACUUUUCUUGAUGAGGGGCCAGAUGAACAAGAAAUAACCCCACUGCAGCACACUCCCCGGAGUCCCUGGACCUCAGAUUUCAAGGAUUUCCCGGAGCCCCUGCCACAGAAGGGGCUGGAAGUAGAGCGCUGGCUUGCUGAGUCACCAGUUGGCCUGCCACCAGAGGAAGAGGACAAACUGACUCGCUCUCCCUUUGAGAUCAUCUCCCCUCCAGCAUCCCCACCUGAGAUGACUGGACAGAGCGUUUCUUCUGCCCCAGCACAAGAAAGCCCUGUCCCAGACACUAAGUCUACACCACCCACGAGGAAUGAAGCUACCACCCCUUCAUGGCUAGCUGAGAUCCCACCAUGGGUACCUAAGGACAGGCCCCUGCCUCCUGCACCCCUCUCUCCAGCUCCAGCUCCCCCGACACCUGCCCCAGAGCCACAUACUCCUGUGCCCUUCUCCUGGGGCAUAGCUGAAUAUGACAGUGUGGUGGCUGCGGUGCAGGAGGGGGCAGCUGAGUUGGAAGGUGGCCCAUACUCCCCCUUAGGGAAGGACUAUCGCAAAGCUGAAGGGGAAAGGGAAGGAGAGGGUGAGGCUGGAGCUCCUGACAGCAGCUCCUUCAGUUCAAAGCUCCCAGAGGCUGGCGAGAGCCACAUCACCAGGGAUACUGAGCAGACUGAGCCAGAGCAGAGAGAGCCCACACCCUAUCCCGACGAGAGAAGCUUUCAGUAUGCAGACAUCUAUGAACAGAUGAUGCUUACUGGGCUUGGCCCUGCUUGCCCCACCAGGGAGCCUCCACUGGGGGCAUCCGGGGACUGGCCCCCACACCUCUCAACCAAGGAGGAGGCUGCUGGCCACAAUACAUCUGCAGAGAAGGAGCCUUCCUCCCCUGUCUCACCCCCAAAUCUCCAAUCUGACACUCCAACUUUUAGCUAUGCAGCUCUGGCAGGACCCACUGUACCUCCCAGGCAAGAACCUGAGCUAGGGCCCAACUUGGAGCCCAGCUUCACCCCUCCCGCAGUGCCCCCUCGUGCCCCUAUCUCCCUGAGCAAAGACCCGAGUCCCCCUCUUAAUGGAAGCACUAUGAGCAGUAGCCCAGACAGGAGGACCCCAUCCUCAAAAGAGUUGGGCCGAGGUCAUUGGGAUGAUGGUACUAAUGACUCAGACCUGGAGAAGGGGGCUUGUGAACAGCCCGAGAAAGAGACCCAGUCCCCAAGUCCCCAUCACCCCAUGCCUGUGGGCCACCCCUCACUGUGGCCUGAAACUGAGGCACACAGCAGCCUUUCUUCAGACUCACACCUAGGGCCUGUCCGACCAAGUCUGGACUUCCCUGCUUCAGCCUUUGGCUUCUCCUCUUUGCAGCCUGCUCCCCCUCAGCUGCCCUCUCCAGCUGAACCCCGUUCUGCACCCUGUGGCUCACUUGCCUUCUCUGGGGACAGAGCUCUGGCCCUGGUUCCAGGAACUCCAACCAGAACCCGACAUGAUGAGUACCUGGAAGUGACCAAGGCACCCAGCCUAGAUUCCUCACUGCCCCAACUCCCUUCACCCAGCUCUCCUGGGGCCCCUCUUCUCUCCAAUCUGCCCCGACCUGCCUCGCCAGCCUUGUCUGAAGGGUCUUCUUCUGAGGCUACCACUCCUGUGAUUUCAAGUGUGGCUGAACGCUUCCCUCUAGGUCUAGAGGCGGCUGAACAGAGUGCUGGAGAAUUGGGCCCAGGAAAAGAGCCAGCUGCCCACAGCCUCUGGGACCUCACUCCUCUGAGCCCAGCUCCCUUAGCUUCACUGGACUUGGCUCCAGCUCCAGCCCCAGCCCCAGCUCCAGCUCCAGCUCCAGCUCCAGCUCCAGCUCCAGCUCCAGCUCCAAGCCUGCCUGGAGACUUGGGUGAUGGUACCCUGCCCUGCCGCCUGGAGUGCUCAGGGGAACUCACCAAGAAGCCAAGCCCCUUCCUGAGCCACUCUGGAGAUCAUGAGGCCAAUGGUCCAGGAGAAACCAGCCUUAAUCCCCCAGGGUUUGCCACAGCCACGGUAGAAAAAGAAGAGGCUGAAGCGGGUCACGCUUGGGAACGAGGGUCCUGGCCUGAAGGAGCUGAAAGGAGCUCUAGGCCCGAUACACUUCUCUCAUCUGAGCAGCCACUGGGUCCUGGGAAAAGCUCCGGGGGCCCACCCUGCAGUCUUUCUUCUGAAGUCGAGGCUGGACCUCAGGGAUGUGCUACAGAUCCCCGUCCUCACUGCGGGGAGCUUUCCCCCUCAUUCCUGAACCCUCCUCUGCCCCCAUCCACAGAUGACAGUGACCUUUCAACGGAAGAAGCUCGGCUGGCAGGAAAAGGAGGGCGGCGCCGGGCAGGGAGGCCAGGGGCCACGGGAGGUCCAUGCCCUAUGGCUGAUGAGACACCCCCCACAUCAGUCAGCGACUCAGGCUCCUCACAGUCAGAUUCUGAUGUCCCACCAGAAACUGAGGAGUGUCCAUCCAUCACAGCUGAGGCAGCCCUUGACUCAGAUGAAGAUGGGGACUUCUUGCCUGUGGACAAAGCUGGGGGAGUUAGUGGAACUCACCACCCCAGACCUGGCCAUGACCCACCCCCAGCCCCCCUACCAGACCCCCGCCCAUCCCCUCCUCGACCAGAUGUUUGCAUGGCUGACCCUGAGGGCCUCAGCUCAGAGUCUGGGAGGGUUGAGAGACUACGAGAAAAGGUGCAGGGGCGGCCUGGGCGUAGGGCCCCUGGCCGGGCCAAGCCUGCAUCUCCUGCUCGGCGUCUGGAUAUUCGGGGAAAACGGUCACCUACUCCUGGCAAAGGGCCUACAGAUCGAACAUCCCGGGCCCUACCCCGACCACGGAGCACUCCAAGUCAGGUCACCUCAGCAGAAGAAAAGGAUAGUCACAGCCCCAUGUCCAAAGGCUUAGUCAAUGGCCUCAAGGCAGGAUCCACAGCCCUGGGCUCCAAGGGUGGUUCUGGCGCUCCAGUGUAUGUGGAUCUUGCCUAUAUUCCAAAUCACUGCAGCGGCAAGACUGCAGAUCAGGACUUCUUCCGCCGAGUGCGUGCAUCCUACUAUGUGGUCAGUGGAAAUGACCCUGCCAAUGGCGAGCCAAGCCGGGCUGUUCUGGAUGCCCUGCUGGAAGGCAAGGCCCAGUGGGGGGAGAACCUUCAGGUGACUCUGAUUCCCACUCACGACACGGAGGUGACUCGUGAGUGGUAUCAGCAAACACAUGAGCAGCAGCAGCAACUGAACGUCCUGGUCCUGGCUAGCAGCAGCACGGUGGUGAUGCAGGACGAGUCCUUUCCAGCCUGCAAGAUUGAGUUCUGAGUGACCCACGCUCCCUUCCCCACGGAUCCACUCCUACAGUUCAUUUAGAGAAUGGCUACUGCUGAGUCCUCUGGGGUUGAGGGAAGUAGAGCUGGGCAGGGACCUUGUCCUGUUAUGAGGACUUGGGCUAAGUGGGAGGUCCUGUCCUUCCCCUCAUCUCUUCCUGGGGGUUUCAAAACCAAAGGCAAUUGGGGGGGGAUACAAAAUUAUGAAAGGUAAUUUCAUCUGAUGCCUGAAACCCCUAGAGUAAUUCCCUCUCCUAGCACUGCCAAAUGCUGGUCUUGGGUGAGGAUGGGUUUCAGACAGCACACUCCUCCCCAUGGAGGAAGAGUAACACCCUCUCCUCCAGAACCUCAUUAUUUAUUUGGCAUUCCAGAAAGGAUUGCCGAUAAUUUAUAUGAUGCAGGGAAGGCCACUUUUAGUAAGGAGCCAGAGCUGUGUCCUUUCUUCCAUCUCCCAUGCCCUAGCCACCAGGGUCUGGGCUCCGUAGGGACCUGGGGACAUGUGGCUGCUAUGCUGUCUCAUUGCUUCCCUAAAUAUCUGAAUGUCUCAACUCAAAACUUGAAGCUCUUUAGACCAAGAACCAGGGAGAGGAAAAACGGAGCUCAUCUCUCAGCCCCUGCUUCAGACCAUUUAUAGCCUCAGGCUGUGCCCAGACCAGGCUACCUGGGCAGCGCAAAGGGCAAGGAGAGCCCCAACCCCAGUUGUUCCAAGCGCCCCAAUCACUUAGUCUUCACCUAUCCCAGUCCAAUAAGCCUCAUUCCUUCUCAUCCCCUGCUUGGCUUCUCUGCAUGUGGUCAUCUGCUAUGGCCUGGUGUGUAACGGGUUAAAAAAAAAAGCCACUGCCUGACAUCCACAUCCACUUUAGCCAUGUGUGACUCCCCCAACAUUCCAAUCCUCUAUCAUCCUGCAGCUGAAAUGGGAACGCUGGCUGCCUCUCUAAACCUAAACUCUUGGAUAGAGUUUCUGGGAGAUGGAGGCUGGACUAGAGAACUGGGGGAGGGGGGAGGGGAGGGAGAGGGGGAAGGAAGAGAGGAAGCUGAGCUAUAUAGCUUACCUCCUCCAGAGUGAAGACAGGCUGAGAAGUCUACUACAGGACAGGACCUCGCCCCAAGCAAGUCAGUGAGCAGCCCGACCAGACCCUGCUGGACUGAGAAACUCAGCCGCUGACAGUCCCCGGGGCUUGCCUUCUUUGCCAAGCCAAUGGGAAACCAAAAGGAGCUCACCUCCUGUUCUUCCUAGCUCCCCUACCUGCCGCUGUGCUCUGCUCCUCCCCACAUGUCCCUGCUACAAUUCCCAGCUGCUGUAACAGAGCCACCUCCACCUCUAACAAUAAACCGAGUUCAUUGCAGAUA